Molecule: messenger RNA, 2499 nt
Organism: Girardinichthys multiradiatus
Lineage: Eukaryota; Metazoa; Chordata; Actinopteri; Cyprinodontiformes; Goodeidae
Product: extracellular calcium-sensing receptor-like
Exons: 6
Coding region: 25-2499 (824 amino acids)
Biological process (GO): G protein-coupled receptor signaling pathway
Cellular component (GO): membrane
Molecular function (GO): G protein-coupled receptor activity
Source: RefSeq, a predicted model, not a curated record
UCUCAUGCUAAGGAACCAGCCUGUAUGCAUAGAGGGGAUCUUGAGGAUGCCCAGCUAAUUAAGAAUGGGGACAUUAUGUUGGGAGGAGUCUUCUCUUUCCACAGCAGCUGGGAGAACAGUGAAGAUAAUUUUAAACAAAAACCUCAGCAACUCCAAUGCACCAGAGACUUCCAGUUUGCUCAGGCCAUGCUUUUUGCCAUUGAGGAAAUUAAUAACAGUACAGAUCUACUGCCAGAAAUUACUCUGGGCUAUAAAAUGUAUGAUGCUUGUGGUUUCAUUGCCAGAAGUGUAAAAGUUGCAUUGGCUUUACUCAACAGUAAUGAAAUUGAGGCUUCACCUUCAAAGGCUUGUACAAGACCUGCACAAGUACAAGUGAUAAUGGGAGAAACCUCUUCCUCUCCUAGCGCAGCCAUUGCCACUGCAGUUGGACCUUUUCAUAUCCCAAUGAUUAGCCAUUUUUCCACAUGUGCUUGUCUCAGUGAUAAAACCAAGUACCCCUCAUUUCUUAGAACAAUUCCUAGUGACUAUUACCAGAGCAGAGCUUUGGCCCACUUGGUCAAGCACUUUGGAUGGACUUGGAUUGGAGCUGUUAGAUCUAAUGAUGACUAUGGAAAUAAUGGGAUGGCGACUUUCACUGAAACUGCACAGCAGCUGGGCAUUUGUCUUGAAUAUUCUGUAUCAUUCUUCAGAACAGAUCCAUCGGACAAAAUACUGAAGAUUAUUGAGAUUAUUAGGACAUCUACCUCAAGGGUUGUUAUUGCUUUCCUUUCCCACAUGGACUUAGAUGUGUUGUUACAUGAAUUUUCCAUCAACAACUUAACUGGCUACCAAUGGGUUGGAACUGAAGGCUGGAUGUUUGAUUCUCAAAUUGCAGCAAUGGAUAGGAAUCACAUUCUGGAUGGGGCUAUAGGCCUAUCCAUUCCCAAAGCACAUGUCAGUGGACUUAGAGAGUUCAUGUUUAACAUUAAGCCGCUGAAUUCAUCAAAUAGUGACUUAUUUACACAGCUUUGGGAGGCAUUAUUUGACUGUAAGUUUAAUCAUUCAAAUUCAGCAGAGAUUCAGAAGCAAUGUACUGGUGAGGAAGAUCUAACUGGAGUGGAAAACAGCUUCACUGACAUGUCACUCAUGCCCAUAUUUUACAAUGUCUAUAAAGGAGUUUAUGCAGUAGCACAUGCACUGCAUGACAUUCUCAACUGUAAUAAAACAUGUCACAAUGACGUACAGCUAGAGCCAUUAACAAUUUUACAGCACUUACAAAGGAUUCGAUUCAAAACAAAGGAAGGAGAUGAGGUUUAUUUUAAUGAGAAUGGAGAUCCAACAGCAAAAUAUGAAAUUAUAAACUGGCAGCGAAAAGAAAAUGGCAUGUUGAACUUUGCAGCUGUUGGUCUUUAUGAUGCAUCAUUACCAGCAGAUAAACAACUGGAUGUAAAAAUUGGGUCAACAGUUUGGGCAAAAAACUCACUGCAGGUGCCAGUUUCAGUUUGCAGUGAGAAGUGUCCUCCUGGAACCCAAAAAGUUCUCCAGAAGGGAAGGCCUAUUUGCUGUUUUGACUGUAUAAGAUGUGCAGAAGGAGAAAUAAGCGACAGUAUGGAUUCUGUCACCUGUGUGAGAUGCCCCCUUGAAUCCUGGUCAAAUGAAAACAGAGAUGCGUGUAUACAGAAGAAAGCAGAGUUUCUUUCACAUAAAGAAAUAAUGGGGGCAUUGCUCACUGCAGCGUCUUUAUUUGGAACAUGUAUGACUCUUGCUGUUGCAGUCAUUUUUGUUAUAUACAGGAAAACUCCUAUUGUAAAGGCAAACAACUCUGAGCUGAGCUUCCUGCUGCUCUUUUCCUUAAAGCUGUGUUUCCUCUGCUCUCUGACUUUCAUCGGCCAACCCUCUGAGUGGUCCUGCAUGCUGCGGCACACAGCAUUUGGCAUCACCUUUGUCCUUUGCAUCUCUUGUGUUCUAGGGAAAACCAUAGUGGUUUUAAUGGCCUUUAAAGCUACACUUCCAAGAAGAAAUAUGAUGAAAUGGUUUGGACCUACACACCAGAGAGUCAGUGUUCUGGGUUUUACUCUUGUACAGGUUAUCAUAUGUAUCCUCUGGUUAACAAUUUCUCCUCCCUUUCCUUCUAAGAAUUUUGAAGAAUAUAAAGACAAAAUCAUCUUGGAGUGUUCUCUGGGCUCCACUGUGGGCUUCUGGGCUGUCCUUGGUUACAUAGGUCUUCUCGGUAUGUUGUGUUUUAUUUGUGCUUUUCUAGCUCGUAAACUGCCUGAUAAUUUCAACGAAGCUAAAUUUAUCACCUUCAGCAUGCUGAUAUUCUGUGCUGUGUGGAUCACUUUUAUUCCAGCAUAUGUCAGCUCUCCUGGGAAGCUAAGUGUUGCUGUAGAAAUAUUUGCAAUUCUUGCCUCUAGUUUCGGAUUAUUGAUUUGUAUCUUUAUUCCAAAAUGCUAUAUCAUGGUGAUGAAACCAGAAGAAAAUACAAAAAAGAAUAUGAUGGGGAAGGGUGCCCAAAAAUAA